GUUUGAUCGCAUCUCCUGAAAGUGUUGGCACCCAAUUAGGCCCCAGCAUGACGGCUCGGGCUUGGCCAGCCGGCAGCGCUCUAGUGAUCCUUCUGCUCGUCUCGACGAUCCUACUCUAUUUUGUGCCCUCCAGGUUCCGGAAGGGCUCUCUCCUCCUCCAGAGCGGAAAGGAAGUCAAUUCCCCCCAAUUUUCCCAGCCAUCCGGUCCUUCAACAGGCUUCGAUCUCUUGCGUUUGUCUGAAAAUGGGACAAGGAGCUGUCACAACGUGAGCACGGCAUUCGGGUACCUGUUUGGAGUUCCCAGGCCGGAGGAGAGCAGCGGGAUCAUCACCUUGUCCACGGAUCAGGUUCACAGGUUUUGGAUCGUUUCAUUCGCCGCCGAUGGAAGCAAGAGGUGCUUUGGAGGAGAUUUCUAUGAGACAGAUCUCUCAGGUCCAAAGUGGAAGUCACGACCACCAACAACGGACUUUGGAGACGGCUCAUACCUCGUGGAGCUCAAGGUUGAUGGAGAUUUUGCCGGGAUUUACAGCUUCAAGGCCAUCCUUCUCUUCGCAAAUUUGCAUGGAAUGGAUUCACACCCGGAGAGAUGGUUCCGCGGUCAGGAACAGUUCGUUCUCCAGAUCAACUUCACGUCCAGCGGCGAGCAUCACCGCUCAAGGCCACUCCCAGUUUGCACAAGCAACGACUUGAAAUCGUCAGCACCAACAAAGUGGUGGGGGCAAUGGACGAGAUCACUGACUUCAAACGAGAAAUCCUGCGAGCUAGACCACGAUGGACGAUACCUCUGCCUGGACGGCGACGAGAAGUACUGCGAGACAACGUCCUCACGCUGCACAGGAACUCUGGCAAGCCUGGAAAGCAAUGGAUGGGUCUACUCCACUGGAACCUGCGAGUUCCAUCUCUGGAACCAGUCUGAGGCGUGGCAGUGCUUGGACGGGAAGAAGAUCUUCUUCUGGGGGGACUCAAACCACCAGGACACCAUUCGCAACCUCAUGAACUUCGUGCUGGGAUUUCACCAAGGCCUGCUUCCACGGACUUUCAGCACCACUGUCGCCAAUCCUUCCAAUUCUUCGCAGAAGAUGGAAGUCGUGAGCGUUUUCAAUGGCCACCCGGAUCCAUCGAGAGACGACCGCGGUCUAGAAUCACUCUACGAACAGCAGUAUCGCGAGUUUGUGGAGGACGAGUUCUUCCGCGAUGGGUCUCCCGACGCGGUCAUCCUCAACUCGGGCCUCCACGACGGGAUUCGAUGGAACAGCGCGGCGGAAUUCGCCGCCGCCGCCGACUACGCCACGGCCUUCUGGAAGGAGCUCGUCAACGGCACAGGCACGAGAGUGAUCUUCCGCUCCACCGUCACGCCCGCAGGCGCGUCGAGAGGAAUGCAAUCCAACCCCGCCAAGAUGGAAGCCUUCAAUGCGAUACUCGGGGAGAAGAUCCGGCGCGCCAUGGAUCAUGCAAGAUUUGUGGAUGCCUACGACAUGACCUUUCCCUGGCACUACGAUCACUGCUGCAGCGAUGGAGGGCACUAUGGGCGGCCGCCAUCGCUCUCGUCCUGGCAUGGCGGCAUCGGCCACCGCUACUUCGUCGAUCUAAUGCUCGUCCACAUCCUCCUCACGGCUAUUUGCCCCAGUUAGUUCAAAAGCAUUUUUUGGAGGGAUUUGACACGUUUGGAACCCUAAAACAAAUGUUCUCCAUGAAAUCCAUGAAAGAAGACG
Selaginella moellendorffii is the source of this 1712-nucleotide messenger RNA. RefSeq lists its product as uncharacterized. The record is from RefSeq and is a predicted model, not a curated record. The coding region runs from base 48 to 1631 and encodes 527 amino acids. Lineage: Eukaryota; Viridiplantae; Streptophyta; Lycopodiopsida; Selaginellales; Selaginellaceae. The transcript has 2 exons.